This is a messenger RNA of Halichondria panicea, 2696 nucleotides long. RefSeq names its product adhesion G-protein coupled receptor G2-like. The transcript has 14 exons. Gene Ontology annotation, molecular function: protein binding; G protein-coupled receptor activity. Gene Ontology annotation, cellular component: plasma membrane. Gene Ontology annotation, biological process: adenylate cyclase-activating G protein-coupled receptor signaling pathway; cell surface receptor signaling pathway. The coding region runs from base 1 to 2601 and encodes 866 amino acids. NCBI's taxonomy places the organism in Eukaryota, Metazoa, Porifera, Demospongiae, Suberitida, Halichondriidae. The record is from RefSeq and is a predicted model, not a curated record.
AUGGUGAAAGUUCUUGACUACGAUAUUGAUGUGUUUGCCGAGGAUGUUAACGGGAUUCCUGUUGUAACUCUGACCCUCCAACCCGAGGCCACUGAGACAUGCUUUGAUGUCAACAUUGUAGACGAUGCUGUGUUUGACGGGGAGAGUGAAAGUCCCGUUGAGCAGGUGACCUUCUCCUACUCGAGCUCCUCCCCCAUAGUGGCCAGAGUCAACCUCCGUCAUAGACUAAUCAUCCUGGAUAAUGAUCGUAACUGCACGGCUGACGCUGGAUUGGGUAGUCGUGUGUGUACCAACACGGAGACACUCAGUGUUGACUGCAUUCCUCCGACUCAAGUAUGUGACUUCAACACCGCUGAUUGUCCCGAUGUGUCCGAUGAACUCAACUGUCCAUCUCCACUUGAGUAUGUUGUCCCCGGAACAAUAUCAGAGGAAACGUACACCAACGUCAGUGAGGUCGUUUCAUCCUUUACUACCCUCUCCGAGAACAGGACGUUCCUUCAGACCAUGCAGUUUCUCAAUGAUGUGUUCACUGUGUUCAACAGCAUCGCUAACUUUACUGACACCACCAUUGUACCCAUCAAUGAAUUGGUGGUGAUACAUUUGAGUCAGACUUUGAACUCCCUCGUCCAAUGGCAGCCCUCCAAUCUUGAGGUCGACACUACCUCCAGCAUUGUUGAAUCAUUUGAGGAGGUGGCAACACGAUUUGCACAACAGUCCAACCUCACUGUGGAAUUCACAGAUGUCACAAUCAUCGUUGAACUGGGUGCCGCUAAUUUAUAUUUGAGAGAAGGAAGAAUGGAAGAGUUCACCGUUAGAGCUGGAGUCCCUGCCUCCAUCGCACUCCCACCCGAGCUCUUCAACCAGGUACCAACUGACAGACUCUUCAUCGGUGUGUACUUUGCACUCUACGAAAACACGGCUCUUUUCCCGACAAACAUGUCAGCUGUAGUGAGGAACAACGUAACUAGGUCCGUGGGUACUCCUAUUGUGGCUGCUACCGUGGGACCUGGUAUUGACUUUGGUGGCGAUGUUCCCCUCGAUCCUCCCGUGGUUAUCACACUAGGCCUGCUACCUCUACCGGAGAACACAAGUGCUAACCCCAGCACUGCUCGCUGCGUAUCUUGGGACUUUGUCAGUGAUAGUUGGAUCACCGAUGGCUGUACCACUGAAGUGGUGAAUGAAACCAUUUUCCGUUGCAGCUGCACCCAUCUCACCAACUUUGCUGUGCUCAUUGACAUUUGCCAAAGAGCUCAGGACUGUGUGAGUAACGAGACAAUAGAUACUUUGCUCUCCUUCAUAAGCUACAUCGGCAUAGCGCUGUCUUGUAUAGGACUGGUGAUUACAAUCAUCACUAUGACAAUGUUCAAAAAACUGAGGGAGAGGGACAACUCCAAGUACCACAUCCAGCUGUCCAUAGCCAUCCUGUGCAUGCUCGUUGUGUUUGCUGUGGGUAUUGAACGUAUCGAGGUGUACGGAGGCUGUGUGUUUGUGUCCAUCCUCAUCCACUACUUCUCUCUGGUAUCCGUCAUGUGGAUGGGGGCAGAGGCCUUGCUCAUGUUCCAGAAACUAGUUAUAGUUUUCAUGGCUAUCACGACCAAAUUUAUCGUUAUUUUAUCUCUAGUUUGUUGGUUGUUCCCUUUGAUUCCCGUCUUCAUCCCGAUGAUCAUUGAUCUGGCUGAUGGUAUGACACCCGAGACAGACCUCAUCAUCACUAGGAAUGUGGACUCCAUCACCGGAGAUGUCACUGGAGGAAUCUGUUUCCUCAAGCAUCCUGGUGUGUUCUUUGGUGCUUUCCUGGCUCCUAUAUUUGCUGUUCUCCUCUUAAACCUGGUCAUCUUCAUCUGGGUCAUUGUCAUCCUCCUGAAACACACUCGCGGAAACAUGAAGAGAUCAAAUCAAAAAAUGAGUUUCAAAACUUCUCUUCGACUACUCGUGAGCAUCUCAGGUGUCAUGUUCCUGUUUGGCCUUACCUGGCUCUUUGCUGCACUCACUAUCAAUAUCAAUGGUAGCAACGCUGUUCGAACAGUCUUCCAAAUUUUUUUCGCUGUCUUCGCAUCGUUCCAAGGAUUCUUUGUAUUUCUGUUCUUUGUUAUCUUUAAUGGAGAAGCUCGGGAAUCAUGGAGAGAGUUUCUGUUUUGUGGCCGCUACAAGUCCGAGCUCCUCUACCCCUCACAGUAUAAGAACACAAGCUCCACAGGAACAGGCACUCAUACACUCAAGGCAAACAAGAGCUCCAUAGGCAGAUUAUAUAUGCACAGUAAUUACAACGCCGUUAAUCUCGAUUCCAAAACCAGCCCACUCUCGGAGAAAAUAAAUGGUGAAAAUCAAAUGGAUACUCUACUAACGCCUACGAGUCAAGUAAAACUAGCUGAAGAAGGUGUGUUUAACUUCAGUCACCCCGAUAUCGUUGUCGAGAGUCGAGUGGACGGAGAUGACGAUGAAGAUAUGACACCUCCAAAUUGGUCAGACGCUAAGCUUAUUUCCAAGGCCAGGGUCAAGCGCUACUCUACAAAGAGGGCCUCUAAGCAUCACGUUGAAGAGUACGAGAUAGACUUUGAAGAUGGAGACAGUGAUAACCAAGAAGUGCCUGAAGCUAAAUAGAAAACUUAACUUAACUUGAAUCAUCGUACAUACAAAUGAUUGUGCAUGUGUUAAUAUCAUCGUAGUAAUAGCGAGCUGAGCUGCAUGUGUAUAGC